Messenger RNA from Pristis pectinata (smalltooth sawfish), 5191 nucleotides. RefSeq names its product beta-1,4-galactosyltransferase 3-like. Lineage: Eukaryota; Metazoa; Chordata; Chondrichthyes; Rhinopristiformes; Pristidae. The record is from RefSeq and is a predicted model, not a curated record. The transcript has 8 exons. Gene Ontology annotation, biological process: carbohydrate metabolic process. The coding region runs from base 255 to 1415 and encodes 386 amino acids. Gene Ontology annotation, molecular function: glycosyltransferase activity.
CGCGUUCGCGGGCAGCGCGCAGGUGUGGGCGAGACGCCUCGCCUGCUGGUGAUCGGGCAGCAGCUGAGGGCGGUUGGGUGUUGCGCUUCGCCUCCGCGUUCAAUACCGUGCCGUGGCUUUAUGCUGCCAUGCUCGUCCGUGCCCUGGAGUGCGGUGACUUGCCAGCUGGCAGCAAUGCAGCUGGUGGCGCAGGGGACGAGUGGGCGCUGUGAAGCCGAGCGAUAGCCCGGCUGGGCUGUUGUACGCGGGCUGCAAUGAUCCGCCUGUGCUCGCCGAGCCGGCCUUGCAGCCUACUCGUCCUUGCUUUGCUGCAGCUGGCUUUCGUCCUCUUCCUGUACCGCCGCAGUCUCGCCAACUCCUUCGCCAGUCUGCUCUAUGAGGAUGACCACGGCGGUCACUGGGAUUACUCGAAAACCCACGACGUCUACACUAACCUCAGCCUGAUUACCCCGGCUCCUGACCGGGAAACUUUAGCCCAGUGUCCCGCCCGGUCGCCGCUGCUCGUUGGACCACUGACUAUCAGUUUCCAGACAAUUCCGGUUAUGAGCAAAAUUGAAAGAAAAAAUCCAUACGUAAAACCUGGUGGACGCUACACUCCCCCGCACUGCAAAGCUUGGUAUAAGACGGCAAUUCUUGUUCCUCAUCGAAACAGGGAGCCACAUUUGCGCCAACUUCUGUAUUAUCUUCAUCCAUUCCUGCAGCGUCAACAGCUUCAAUAUGCAAUAUAUGUCAUCCAUCAGACUGGAAAUCGUACGUUUAACAGAGCAAAACUGCUUAAUGUUGGAGUGAGAGAAGCACUAAAGGAUGAAGACUGGGACUGUCUGUUUCUACAUGAUGUUGACCUUAUUCCUGAGAAUGAUCACAAUUUAUACGUUUGCAAUAGAAGAUACCCCAAGCAUGUAUCCAGUGCUAUGAAUAAAUUCAAGUACAGGAGACUGUGUUUGACAUUAUUGGAAUGGAUUGCUGAUGUGGUGGCCCCCCCACCAAGGCCGAAGUCGUCAGAUCCUCAAGAGGUAGAUGGACAGCAAAACGGUGGUGAAAAUGCACUGCUACCAUAUAGGAUGUAUUUUGGUGGUGUUUCGGCCUUGACUCCUGAUCAGUACUUGCGAAUUAAUGGCUUCCCAAACACAUACUGGGGUUGGGGUGGAGAAGAUGAUGAUAUUUCUGCUAGGAUUUAUUUUGCCGGAAUGAAGAUAAUUCGAACGCCGCUCUCACUAGGACAUUACAAAAUGAUAACGCACAGUAUGGAUGUGGGUAAUGAAAAAAAUGAGAAAAGAUUUGACAUGGUGGUGAAGGUAUCCAAGUCAUGGCGAUCUGAUGGGAUGAACUCCAUAGACUAUAGCUUACUUCAGAGGGAAGAGCUUCCUUUGUACACCAACAUUACAGUGGACUUUGGAAACAGCCCGAAUGUUUAGGCAAAAGUGAAUUAACUGCAAAGGCCAAUAUCUUAUACAAUUUAAUAAUAUGCUUCAAGGGUUUCCUCAAAGAAUGCUGUCACAAAUAGUAGCUAUUGGAUAUGCUGGAAUUCCAAAGACAUUCAUGAAGCCCAAAAGGACAGAUAUAACGUACCUGCUUCAUAUUCUUUUUUUGGGAAGUUGUAUUCAGGAAUAAGAUUUAAGAAUUUUUACACGUCAGCUGUUCUUUGGUAAUUGACAUAUCGGCUGUGGAAAAUUUCUUUAUUUACUAUUUAUAACAUCUACUUGUGCACUUUGAAAGCCUUGGUUAUGUGACAUUCAGGAUGAGGCUACUGAAUGGGUUAAUUUGUAUUGUAAAACAUUAGGCUUCAGGUUUCAGAAAAUUCCAUGGUCAACUUCAUAAAUGCUGCCUCUGUGGAAUCUGGAAAAUCAAUAAACCAAAGGAAAUUGACAAACUUGUACAUUUUUGUGAAAGUUGCAUCUUAACUAUUCCCUUUUGAAAUGUUAGCUUUAAAUGGCCACAAUAUUUUUAUAAUUAUAAGGAACUGUAUCACAGAUACAGGAAAAAUUCCUCAGAAUAUUUGUUUGGUUUGCAUGAUAUUCUCUCAAACUCCUAUAUUCAUCAACAUUUGUAGGGUGUACUAUGGAGGCAGAUCAAUCAAUGAAAUGAAUUUGCUACCACUCUGCUAAUGAGUUUAAUUUUGAAGUUGGAGGAAUUUGUUUUUAUGAAGACAUGAAACUAAAUUUGGUUCUGACGCAUACAACUCCUUGCAUAUAAACCAUAUCUAUUUAUUAAUCAGUGUAAAUUUAGAAUAACUGUGAUAAUGUGUAUUUAUGUUACUUCUAUUAUUACACUUUUUAGUAAGCUUUUUUUUCUGUGCAGAAUGCUAUUUUGAUUCUUUAGUGCUAGUCAUUAUUAUGAUUGUCUUCUGUUAAGUUAAAUAUUUGUCUCUACAUAAAGUGGUCAGACUUGUUCCUUAACCAAGUCUUUAUCCCCUUUUCAUUUUUCCUCUCUCCCACUUGUCACUUUUUCCACUGACUUUUUAAUGGUCAAAUCAUUCACUGAAGUAUGCAUUGACUUCUCAGAGUGCACCAUCUGCCUGGCUUCCAAGGGAACAUGAAUAAUGCUCAAUAAACACAACCUGCUGACUUUUCCCAUGCCCUUUUUACCUUGUGAAAUAUGACAUGCCAGCAAUCUGCCAGAAACACUAGUAUAUAUCUCUGAUCACACAUCCCAUCAAUGAACCAUCCAAUACAUCAUUUUACUAUAGGCUGAUUAUUAAACCUCAUAUAAUUUAAUAUUCAGAGUUAACUUGUUUCUCUAAAUUGAAUAGCAUUCUGUAACACUGUCUACCUAUUUCUGUUCUAUGUAUUACCAGGACCUUGCUGUUAACUGUAUAUGAAAAUGAGAUAAUUGAACUGAGUUAAUUUGAAAUUGUAACACAGUCGCAAAGUAAAAUUGAUCCAAAAGGACAUCCAUUUUCAAUGUAAUAAAGAAAAUGUUGGGAAUGCUCAGUGGAUUAAGUAACAUCUGUGGAAGGAGAACUAGUGUUUGUCAUUGAUUUGGAACUGUUUCUCUGUGAAGUUGCUGCCUUACUGGCUAAGCAUUUUAUUUCAGAUUUCCAACACCUGCAGUAUUUUAUUUUUGCAUUGUAAUUUAAGUUGGAUUUCUGGCAAGCUAUAAAAUCAUGCACUGAAGAAGGUGGUCACUUUGCCCAUUGUGCCUUUGUCACCAUUUUGGAAGAUCUAAUUACUCCCACCAGUUCCUUGAUUAUUCGCCAAAACCCUGAAAACUUCCACUUUUUAAGUAGGAAUCUAAUUCCACAUUUGAAAGGUACUAACUAAACUUCUACUGACCAGUUAUAACUUGCUGAAUGAGAACUGUCAUCACCCUUCCACCUCCACCCUGGUGGUCUGUUUACUCAUCAUGUAAACCUAUGUCAUUUGUAUGCUGAUCCUCCUGGUAGUCAAAACAGUGUCUCUGCAUUGACUUUUAUGUAAACCUCUCAAUUGUUAACACCCAAUCAAUCUCUCUUCUAGGGAGAAUAGUUUUGUCUUCCGCAGAUUACCAAAAGCCCUCAUCCCCAUUGUCAUUAUAAGACUCCUUUAAGGCCAUGGUUUAACUUCUAAAGGUGAUCAUGUAUGUGCUUAUACUUCAAGCGUACAGCUUACGUUAUUCAGUAUAUGCAAGGAACACCCAAAAGUAAGUAAAUGAAAUUUACUAAAUGAGAAAAGAUCAUUUUGUUCAUUAAACUGUACUGGUAGUCAUUCAAUUGUUUAUUCACCUAAAGAUGAAACAAACCCUAAUGCCUUGGGAGAUAAUUCACCUGGUCUAAGUGCCCUUUGCUUGCCAGAACUCAGUUUUGAAAAAUGCACGAUUGAGACUUGUAGGGAUAUUUCAUCAGGACCCAAUAAAGGGUCUGUUGCUGGACACUUCCAGGUUUUCUUUUAUAAUAAAUUAUAAAGUGAGUGAGAAUUCCACAACUUUUUCUUGCCUUGCCCAUUGAUUUUAUUGAGUUAGUUUCUAUUUUGAAAAUUUACUCAUGGAGCUUUUUGGACACAAGUAGUAGUUACAGUCCCGUUUAAAUGGCACAUCUGUUGGCAAUUGCUGUCCAGAAUCUGUUUUAAGUGUAUUGUACAAUUUGAGUUUCAAACGAUGGCUAAAAUUUAUAUUCUGCUCAUUCUUGUUUUUCCCUAUGUAUCUAUAAUAUUGUUUUAACUUGUGAAUUUGGAUGCACAGAAUUUUGACAUUUUUCAAAUGUAAAGAUUGUACAGUAAGAAUACUGUAACAUCCAUUUCAAAUUUGGGGAGAACUAAAAAAUCUUGAUUCAAAUGUGGUGAAAGCAGUAUCUCACCUUGUCAUGAAGAGAUUCCAUGGUAAUGAGGAAACUUCUGUACUUGCCAGAUUUUAGACCAUAUAAUGUUGCCUUGCUGUGCAGAACUGGUAUUUACAGGAGUUCCAAAUUUCUAUAAUCCCUUUUCUAAGUGAUGGCUUUCUGUAUGUGUGUGCUACCAAGUUAAGAGUGGUUGGAUUAAUAGAAAUGUGGAAAUGCACAUGUUUAUAUUUGGUCAUUAACUAUUCUGCAAUGCACAUAAGAAUUGUCUAUAGUUUGGUAUUUUUCCUGAUCUAUAACUUGAAAGUUGUGCAAAGUUGAGAGAAAUUGCUUAAGAAUAUAGUUAUUUUUGUAUUUAAUUGAAUUGCACAGUGAGUAGAUUGACUAGGAUAAGCAAGCCAAAAAUAAAUGGUCUGUAGAUGUAAGCAAAUAUUACUGUAACCAAGGCUACAAAUAGGCUGUAUUUAGAAUGUGUUAAUAUUUGUAGCAUCAAAUGCCCUUAAAUCUUUGGUCAGUUUUCUGUAAAAUAUCAAAUGGCUAGAUGACAAAAUAGAUCCUUCAGUUGAUAAUGAUUAUUUGUAAUCACCAAGAUUCCUAGCAAACAGCACUAAUAUUGAGUUGCUGUCUACCACUGAUGGUAAUAUCUACUGUUCUUUUUACCCUGUGGUAUACAUGGGGAAAAGUUGCUCUUGAAAUUGUCCUAUAUUUUGUAACUUUUAUUGUGAUUGUCUGUUCUGGGCAAGGUGCUUCUCUUCACCUUACCCACCUCUCCCUCUAUAGCCUACCUCUCCCUCCAUAGCCUGCCCCACCCCACCCCCCCCAAACACACUCACACUCACUCACUCUCCAAAUCAAGCUACAUUGCAGCUGCUGUGUAUGUACUUCUGGAUUCUUGCAUAUCUGAAUAAAAUAUAAAAUUUUAAAGCACUUUUCAACUUUCUU